Molecule: messenger RNA, 1707 nt
Organism: Aphanomyces astaci
Lineage: Eukaryota; Oomycota; Saprolegniomycetes; Saprolegniales; Verrucalvaceae
Exons: 1
Coding region: 1-1707 (568 amino acids)
Biological process (GO): proteolysis
Cellular component (GO): extracellular region
Molecular function (GO): protein binding; serine-type endopeptidase activity
Source: RefSeq, a predicted model, not a curated record
AUGGUUCAGUACCGUUUUAUGGCCCUCGCCGCCACUGCCGCCACCGCCGUCACGGCCAAGAUCUCGGUCCAAGUGCAUCGCAACUUGGAAGUCGCCAAGCAGUCGAACGUCGUGGUCAAAUUUCACUGUGACGAGGCCCUCGCCACCCACCGCCGCCAACUCAAGGGCGGCGCGUCUCGCACCGAAACCAUCGAGUCGCUGGUUGAUUCCUUGAAGGAGCACACCACCACGUCUCAGGCGUCAGUCAAGUCGCUCCUGGCCAACCAAGUUGAAUCGACGGCUGUGGAAUUGGCCACGACAUGGAUUGAUUGUUCCAUGUACAUCGACAACGCCCCCGACGACCUCGUCCAGAAGAUCGCGGCGUUGCCGGAAGUCGAAUCUGUUUACGAGCCAGUUGAUAUGGAACUCGGUGAAACCAAAAGCGAUGACAAACCAGCCAGUGCUGUCAAUGAGGUCAUCCAAUGGGGGGUCAGGAAGAUCCAAGCGCCGGCGCUGUGGGCCAAUGGCAUCGAGGGCGACGGCAUUGUCGUGGCCAACAUCGACACCGGUGUUCACUAUACCCAUGAGUCGUUGGAGUCGAACUGGCGAAGAGAAUACGGUUGGUUCGACCCGUACAACAAGACGAACCAGCUGCCCGACGACCCGGCGGGCCACGGCACUCACGUCAUGGGCAUCAUGGUGGGAACGAAAGGUAUUGGUGUCGCCCCCAAGGCCAAGUGGAUUGCGUGCAAAGGGUGCAAGGGCACGUGCAAUCAACGCAUGGUCGUGCAAUGCGCUCAAUUCCUGCUUUGUCCCCACGACAAAGACGGCAACAACUGCGACUCAACCAAGGCCCCUCAUGUGAUCAACGGCAGCUUUGGCAAGUACCGCAGGAACUUUUGGUUGGAAGAGAUGAUUACAAAGUGGAGAGAAGUGGGAAUCAUUCCAGUGUUUGGGAACGGCAACAACGGCCGUGAAGGCUGUGGGUUUCCAAUUUAUCCUGGCAUGUCACCUCAAGUGAUUGCUGUCGGCUCCACUGACUCCAGCGAUUUUUUGGAUAUCGAUUCAAGUUUGGGACCUUCCGUGACGAAGCGUAGCAAACCCGACAUUUCUGCUCCUGGUGUCGACAUCCAUUCCGCAGUACACUCCAGUGACGAUGGUUAUUUGUUGGGCUCUGGUUCGAGCAUGGCCGCGCCUCAUGUUUCUGGAGCCAUCGCCUUGUACUUGUCUGCCAACAAAAACGCCACGUACGACCAAGUGUACAAGGACCUGACCAAGAAUGUGGACACGGACAAGUUAACUCCGCCCAACAAGACCUGCGGUGGCAUUACCAACACGCAAUAUCCCAACAACCUCUUUGGCCACGGCCGCUUGAACAUCUUCAAGGCCGUGGCCGCCAGCAUCCCCGGCCUGACUCUUCCCCCACCAUCCCCGAAGGACUCCAUGUCCGCCCAAGUCCUCAACCCGACCAAUGAGCUAACCACGUGUGGCAUCUUGGAAGACAACACGCACUACGUUGGCGGCGACUUCGCUGCGACCUAUCAGGCGACUGCUGAAUCCUGCUGCGCUGAAUGUAAAAAGGCACCGGGAUGCAAACUGUUUGUGUGGUACAGCCGCGACGGUGGCAUGUGCCGGCUCAAAAAGACCCAAGGCCCAAAGGUGGAUGUGAAGGGAGCCAAGGCUGGCGUGCUACCAGCCCCAGCCUUGGUACGACCGCCGUUGUUUUAG